This is a messenger RNA of Orbilia oligospora ATCC 24927, 774 nucleotides long. RefSeq lists its product as uncharacterized. The record is from RefSeq and is a predicted model, not a curated record. The transcript is spliced from 2 exons. Gene Ontology annotation, molecular function: hydrolase activity. Gene Ontology annotation, cellular component: extracellular region. Lineage: Eukaryota; Fungi; Ascomycota; Orbiliomycetes; Orbiliales; Orbiliaceae. The coding region runs from base 1 to 774 and encodes 257 amino acids.
AUGAAGUUUCACAUCUUGACGAUAGCCAGCCUUCUUUCUGGUCUUUCUUCAGCUGCAGCGACAGCACUCGCUGCUCGCGCUGCCUUAACCCAAGUCACCAACUUCGGAAACAACCCUACUGGGCUCGGAAUGUUCAUCUACGUUCCUGGCGCAGUCAUUUGGUCUCCAGGAAUCAUUGUUUCGCUGCAUGGUGCAUCUGGAAAUGCCCAGCAGCAAUUCCAAGAUACGCCUUACGCCACUCUUGGUGAGCAAUAUGGUUUCAUUACCAUUUACCCCGAAUCACCACCCGGUCCUUGGGACGCUACUUCGGCAAAGUCUAUUUUGCAUGAUGGUGGUGGCGAUAGCCAGUCGAUUGCAAACAUGGUGAAAUACGCCAUUGCAACCUAUGGCGCCGACACAAAUAAAGUGUUUAACACACUGGCCGGAACUUAUCCCGAUAUCUUCAAAGCAGCAAUCAUCUACUCGGCAGGUUCUAGAGGUAAAAUUAAGAGUAUGUACCCAGGGUAUACUGGAACUUACCCGAAAGUACAGCUAUAUUUGGGCUCUAAAGAUACUGUUAUUGGUUCUGCUGCCUUUAAUACGACUCUUGCGGCUUGGGCACCAGUAUUUGGCUAUGACACCACUCCUGACGAGGUCCUUACGAACAACCCGGUCCAGGGUUGGACGAAAUACGUCUUGGGUGAUAAACUUCAGGGAAUCUGGGCUCUAAAUGUUGGCCAUCCAGUUUUUACCCAAGGUGGUGAAGAUAUGAAGUGGUUUGGAUUUGCGGCAUAA